Molecule: messenger RNA, 744 nt
Organism: Mucor velutinosus
Lineage: Eukaryota; Fungi; Mucoromycota; Mucoromycetes; Mucorales; Mucoraceae
Gene: SWD1
Product: chromatin binding protein
Exons: 1
Coding region: 1-744 (247 amino acids)
Biological process (GO): spliceosomal complex assembly
Cellular component (GO): nucleus; U2-type prespliceosome; catalytic step 2 spliceosome
Molecular function (GO): zinc ion binding; nucleic acid binding
Source: RefSeq, a predicted model, not a curated record
AUGGAUUUCCAGAAUCGAGUAGGCAGCAAACACAGAGGUGGAGGUAUGGCUAGUGCCUCAGAAUCUAAUGUGGACCGUCGUGAAAGACUUCGCAAGUUGGCCAUGGAGACGAUUGAUAUCAGCAAAGAUCCCUAUUUCAUGAAGAACCAUUUGGGCUCAUACGAAUGUAAACUGUGUUUGACAUUACACACCAGCGAAGGAUCCUAUUUAGCACACACACAAGGUAAAAAGCAUCAAACCAACUUGGCACGUCGUGCUGCCAAAGAAGCCAAGGAAGCCAACAUCAUUCAGCCUGCGGUGGGCCCUGCUAAACCACUGGUAGCUCCUCGCCGCAACAUUAUCAAGAUUGGUAGACCUGGUUAUCGAGUCACCAAAGUGAGAGAUCCAGUUACUCGUCAAUCAGGCCUAUUAUUCCAGAUCCAGUAUCCUCAGAUUGCAGACGAUGUCAAACCACGCCAUCGAUUCAUGGGUGCGUAUGAACAAAAAAUCGAGCCUCCCAACAAUGCCUAUCAAUACGUAGUCAUCGCAGCAGAGCCUUACGAGUCUAUUGCGUUCAAGAUUCAAAGUCAUAAAAUCGAUGAGACGCCAGGCAAAUUUUGGACACAUUGGGAUCAGGAUGCAAAGCAGUUUUCGCUGCAGUUCUUUUACAAGAAUGAGAAGAAUGGUAUGUUUGAAGGCAUGGCAGCAUCAUCAACAGCACCAUCGCACAUUGCUCCUCCCCCACCACCUGUAACCACUGUUUAA